GAUUGUUUUUUAUUGAUGGCAACGGAUGGUAAACACCAAAAAGAAUCGUGCCCAGCGAUCACUACAUGUUUUUGGCGACAAAACGAUGAUCACUUUGUUGACUCAAUUCAUUCACCUAAAGUGAGCAGUUUUCAAAUUGAAGUGGACAGUUUUCAAAUUGAAGUGCCGUAACUUCAAGUAUUGUCACUUAAAGUUAUAGCAAUUGAUUUCUAUUAACAAGGGUACAUGAUGUCGGAGUGUAUUAAUAUCAAAACCGAAGCGAGUUUGCUGACUGUUGUUCUGACCUCGGCUAACACUACAGAAAAAAGAAACCCUUCAGAAUGGCUCGACCUCCGAAGCAAAAUUGAAGAUGAGAAGUUUCGCCAGCUAAGCGCCGAUUUAGAGCGAAGAAGAAUUCGAAAGUAUAACUUCCACUUGGAAGAGCUGCAAAAGGUUCAGAAUGAACUUAAAAACUUACAGAUAGAUAGAAUGAGAUUUGAACGGGAAAAAUUGCUACGUAAGAGGAAUAUUGCUUCUCUUGCAAAGGAGCGAAAGAAAAUUUCUAAAACGGAUGUACACGAUCGAACAAUUCUACCGAUGAAUGAACGCAUGCUAGGCGGAUCAGCUUCAAUCGCUUUCGACCCUAAAGUAGAAAAAACUAGGAGAUUCCGAAGGUCAAAGACAACAGGUAGUAUUGAUAUUUACAGGCGAAGCAAUAAAGAUGAGAAGUAUUCAGAGAAUCAGGAUGAUAUUGGUGAAGUAACGAUGAAUUUCCCGUACCUCAGUGAUCGAGAUGUAAUGAGAUUCCACAAGAGCUGUAAGUCUGCAGGAAAUAGCACCGAGUGUCGAAGAUGGGGAGCCGCGUGGCUUUGUGCCAAAAAGGAACAAGAUUUUGCUUUUGAAAAGGGCAAAAGAUGGACGAAGCAUCUUUUGAACGCCGAGAAAGAAAAGAUGAAGAUUCUUAGUGAAAAAUGGGCCGCUUUGCGAGAUAGGCGAUUCACAAGCGCAUUUUUAAAUCUUGGAUUUGGACUUGUUAACCUCGAGAACAGUUCCGUGAAACCAGCUCAUUCGGAAUGCACUGAUAGCAAGGUUAAAACACACGACAAAGCUGAAGUCCAGUCUGAGAAAUCUUCAAACCGCCUAGAGAAUAACCAAGGCGGGGGAAUCGACAGUUCAACCGAUGAUGAAAUAUGCAAUGAACCGUUCUUUUCAGUUCAAAAGAGUACCAGAUUUAAGAACGUUUCUACUGGAGGUAGCAAAGAUAAUACCGCGUUACUAUUUAUGUCUCCCUUCUCAAAAGGAAAAAUUUAUAGAGAUAAUGAAGAAAAAGAAACAAAGGAAAGAAAAACAUGUGGUAAGGGUAAAAAGGAUAGCCAAAUAAAAGUAGGUGAAUUAGACAAGUUAGUUUCCGAAACCGAAACAUUGUUUGUGGAUAAAGCAGGAGGAAACACAGCAAAUCAACAGAACAACGCACCCUUUUUACCGGCUCUUGACAAAAACCGGUCUGGCUGAUAAACAGAUUACAAGGUCUACCGACCUGUGCCGUACCUACUAGUGUAACAAACAUUGGAAAGCUUUUUCCACGUGAGAUGGAAUACCGGGCCGAUUUGUCAAUUUUUUCCCACUUAGAUAUAGAGGAUAGAAUUAAGAGGACCUCACCAGAUAUGUAAUGGAGAAUGGUCGUGAUUAUUAUUAUAUGACAACGUUUAUAGCGCGCUUUGAUUGGCUAACUUGUAGUCAUCACUUUACCGUAAGGGUCAGAUACAUUACAGGCCUGUACCCAGGAUUUUUCUUGGGUGUGUGCGGAAUCCAAAAAUUAGACUUAAUUUAUCCGGGGGGGGGGGGGGAUAGAGUUAUUUGAUGAAAAUUUUGCCACCCCCGGAAAAACAAAGAGGGAUUAUUUUAUGACUUUGCAGUAUCUCCACGGGACGUUUAUUAUCGAUUUGGCUACAUACCAGAAUGAUCUAGCUUAUGCUUUAUAGUUUUAUCUACAAACAGUAGGUAUUGAGAACCGAAAGUGGACCUUCGGCUGUUGUGGGAUGGGGGGGGGGGGGGGGGUUCGCUCCCCCUUCCGGCAUAAUUUCGAGCAUAAUGGCAUAGUCUGAGCAUCGAGCAUAAUGUCAUAGUCUGAGCAUCGAGCAUAAUGGCAUAGUCUGACCAUCGAGCAUAAUGGCAUAGUCUGACCAUCGAGCAUAAUGUCAUAGUCUGAGCAUCGAGCAUAAUGGCAUAGUCUGAGCAUCGAGCAUAAUGGCAUAGUCUGAGCAUCGAGCAUAAUGUCAUAGUCUGAGCAUCGAGCAUAAUGGCAUAGUCUGAGCAUCGAGCAUAAUGGCAUAGUCUGAGCAUCGAGCAUAAUGGCAUAGUCUGAGCAUCGAGCAUAAUGGCAUAGUCUGAGCAUCGAGCAUAAUGGCAUAGUCUGAGCAUCGAGCAUAAUGGCAUAGUCUGACCAUCGAGCAUAAUGUCAUAGUCUGAGCAUCGAGCAUAAUGGCAUAGUCUGAGCAUCGAGCAUAAUGGCAUAGUCUGAGCAUCGAGCAUAAUGGCAUAGUCUGAGCAUCGAGCAUAAUGGCAUAGUCUGAGCAUCGAGCAUAAUGGCAUAGUCUGAGCAUCGAGCAUAAUGGCAUAGUUUGAGCAUCGAGCAUAAUGGCAUAGUCUGAGCAUCGAGCAUAAUGAUGGCAGAAGUGGUAAGAUUUUCAGUAUAAUUUUAUCGUAAUAGUAAAAAAAUGAUCUUUUUGCCCUUGUGAAAAAAAAUGAAAUGUAAAAUGUUAAAUAAAUAAAUAAAACUCAAAUCGGUGGUAUCUAGUAUGGCCAGUCACAACUUCAGCCGUUAGAAUUGUGUCAACUAUGUACUGAUGCUCUCUUGAUUGCACAUGUUUUUUUUUUUACAUCAUUUGAGAUAAACCUGGUUGUUAACUUGUUAUUGGUGGAUUUCUUGACUUUUUUAGUAAAUAAAUACACAAAUGUUGCGUUCUAA
This is a messenger RNA of Nematostella vectensis (starlet sea anemone), 2947 nucleotides long. RefSeq lists its product as uncharacterized. The transcript has a single exon. The record is from RefSeq and is a predicted model, not a curated record. Bases 226 to 1491 code for a protein of 421 amino acids. Lineage: Eukaryota; Metazoa; Cnidaria; Anthozoa; Actiniaria; Edwardsiidae.